Messenger RNA from Priapulus caudatus, 3777 nucleotides. Its product is annotated as PAB-dependent poly(A)-specific ribonuclease subunit PAN2-like. The record is from RefSeq and is a predicted model, not a curated record. Gene Ontology annotation, molecular function: protein binding; nucleic acid binding; poly(A)-specific ribonuclease activity. The transcript is spliced from 27 exons. Gene Ontology annotation, cellular component: P-body; PAN complex. Gene Ontology annotation, biological process: nuclear-transcribed mRNA poly(A) tail shortening; mRNA processing. Bases 97 to 3708 code for a protein of 1203 amino acids. Lineage: Eukaryota; Metazoa; Priapulida; Priapulimorpha; Priapulimorphida; Priapulidae.
GGUAACCUCGUAAUUUCUCACAAUAUUCUCAAGGUGCAUGAAUAUACAUAUUACCAAAUUAGGGUGUCAGUUAGUCAUGAUAAGUCGCAGGUGAUCAUGGAAUUUGCAAAUGUGUUCACGCCUACUUCUACGGAGGAUCAGUUGCAGCAUGUUGGGGACAUGGUUGAGGAAGGGAUCCCCACGGACGAGGUUGUCGUCGAUCCUUCGAUGGAAGAGAUGUUUGAUCCCGUUAACAUGGAAUUCGUGGAGCUGCGAAGUGUUCUUGCUGACGGAGGCGACCACUAUGGCGUCUCGGCCGUGUCGUUCGAUCUACAGGAAGAACUGUUGUGGAUGGGUAAUCAAGGGGGCCACAUGACGAGUUACUACGGGUUGGAUCUGCGGAAGUAUACGUCAUUCCAAGUGCACCCGGAGUGUCACGAGGUGCGGCAGGUGGUCAGCAUCGACGGGGGCGUGCUAUGUCUCACCGAUAACCUACUGCAGUGCAACGCCAGGACGGGCAUGUGUCUGUUCAAAUUCACUGAUGAUAGGAUAAUGUCGGACAUGCAGACGAUGGCCCUCACACAGCCGACGAACCUGCUCAUGGGUGGCAUGCAGCGCACGAUGGCGGAGCUUGACCUUACCACAGUCAGGGUCAUCAGAGAGUUUAACUUUGCAGAGGACUGUGCUAUUCUCAGGCUUUCGAAUAGAUACGCCUGUGCUGGCUCUACAACUGGCAAGAUCAGUCUGCUGGAUCCUAAAUCGUUGAACGUUGAACAUACUCUCGAGACACACAGUGGCACGUUGUCUGAUUUUGAUGUCAGUGGGAAUCUCCUUGUUACCUGUGGAUAUUCGAAAAGGAUCGGCACAGUGGACAGAUUUCUGAAUUCGUAUGACCUCAGGAUGAUGCGUAUGGUACAGGUCAUUCCAGUGCACAUAGAUCCAAUGUUCCUUCGAUUUAUGACCACUUACACAACACGCAUGGUGGUGGUGUCACAGACAGGACAGUUCAAUCUGGUUGAGCCAGACCCCGGCACGCCACCAAGCUUUGUGUACCAAGUAAACACGCACGGUGGAAUAAUAAAUUUUGAUAUGUCACAGACUUGUCAGGCAAUGGCCUUCGGAGACAGCACAGGAGCAGUACACCUGUUUGGCACAAGCAGCGAGGACGUGUGCUAUAACACCUUCUCUGACGAUACUGAGUUUGCUCCUACAAAUGAGCCGUUGCUUCCGAUAGACAUUGAUGACAUGCUGACACCGCUCUCAACGGUGCCCAUGCCCUACACGCAAGAGAAGUUGCUCUCUGAUUGGCCACCUCAUCUCUGCAGGAAACUAUACAGGAAGGCACCCCUGGUGGAUUCCGACGUACUCCGUACCAUGAAGGUUGUACAGUUCAUCGGCUAUGCACCGAAUCCUGGAACACGUCUUAGAAAUCAGGUUCCCUACAGGAUGGAUAAAGGAUCAAAGGGAAGGCAGAGGAAGAGGAGCGUACCUGAGUCCCCUCUAGGGCGAGGUGAUGAUCCAUUCCUUGCUGUGCCAAAACGAUAUCGCAGAGUAGAAAUGAAAUACACAAAGCUGGGCGUGGACGAUUUCGAUUUCAAGCACUACAACAAGUCGCCUUUCCCGGGUCUGGAACCGAUUCUUCCCAACUCAUAUUGCAACUCUGUACUUCAGAUUCUGGCAUUCAUAGAGCCAUUGUCGAACUCGCUGCGCAGUCACCUGUGCUCGCGGGAGUUUUGCAUCGCAUGUGAGACUGGCUUCCUAAUGCACAUGCUUGACACAGCAAAGCCGGGAGAGACCUGCCAGGCGACGAACUUCCUGCGAGCGUUCAAGACGCUGCCGGAAGCGUCCGGCCUCGGUCUCGUGCUCAACGAGAACGUCGACACGUGCAAGGUGAACUACGCGCGCCUCAUCCAGAGCUGGAACCGCUUCAUCCUGCAGCAGAUACACAACGAGACAGUAAAAGAAGAGCCAGAAGCUGCCUUGCCAUCAGAACUGUCACAGGGCUAUUUCGAUACAUCUGGGAGUUCCAUCAUUAAGGACCUGUUCAACACAAACGUCGUGAGUACCACCAGAUGUCGCUGUGAGCGGGAAAUAUCCAGAAACUCCUCGUCACUGCUCUUCACACUUCUGUAUCCUGACUGCCAGAUACAAGGUCUGAACAAGCCUAUGCAGAUAGCAUUCGGCGAGGUGCUACGUAGCAGCAUGUGUCUGGAACACACCACCCAGGCAUGGUGUGAGGAUUGCGGGAAGUACCAGCCGACUGUGCAAAGCAAAAUUGUAAAAUGUCUACCAGAUGUCUUGACUGUGAACUGCCAAGUGGAAAGCCAGAAGGACUUUGAAUUUUGGAAAAUACAGCAAGAACUGAGAGCGGAAGCCAAGAGGAAUAAGACAGAGGAAGAGAAACCUGUUUUACAAUCAGGCAUCACAGCGGCAGAGAGAGGGCCAAAACCAUGUCGAUAUGCCAACAUGUGCACUCGCAAGGACUGCCGAUUCGCUCAUGAGAAGGACAAAGUAGUAGAGUUUGAGGAUCCGGUAGACAUGAUGGGCCUGGAUGACAUCAUUGCACCAUGGGUGCCGCCUGGGUUAUGUCUUGUGCUUGACAGCCAGCGCAACCUGUGUGUUCAGGAGCUAUGGGAUGAUGAUGACAGCAUUCCGAGUGACUCCAGCUCGACCACGGCCUACUACGAGUUGAUGGGAGUCAUCGCUGAGGUCCACGAGUCGAAGCUGAUUGGCUCACACCUGGUGAGCUGCGUGAAGGUCGGCCGCCGCUACCACCAGCGCAAGACGGGACAGAUGCGCAGCUGCUGGUACUUGUUCAACGACUUCUGCUUGUCGUGCGUAAACAAGGAGGAGGCGCGCCUCUUCAACCUCGACUGGAAGGUACCGUGCGUGCUCUACUUUGUGCGCAAGGACAUCAGCAAGCGCUUCCAGGAUCCCGUCAAGAACCCGAUCACGACCGACGUGCUGCUUAACGAGGCGUCGCUCGCGAAGAGCCGUGGCCGCGCCAUCAGCUUCGCGCCGCUGCAGCCCAACGAGCUGCCACAGGCCGGGGACCUCGUCGGCCUCGACGCCGAGUUUGUCACCCUGAACCAGGAAGAGGCAGAACUCCGGAGCGAUGGAACCAGAUCUACUAUCAAGCCAUCACAGAUGUCGGUAGCAAGAGUGACAUGUGUCAGAGGGCAAAGUCCCCAGGAGGGUAUGCCUUUCAUAGAUGACUAUAUCUCAACACAAGAACAAGUAGUUGAUUAUCUCACCAAGUUUUCGGGAAUCAAGCCAGGCGAUCUUGAUGCUCAAUUCUCCAACAAACAUUUGACAACGCUCAAGUCUACAUACAUCAAGUUACGCCAUCUAGUGGACGUCGGCAUUAUAUUUGUGGGUCAUGGACUCAAAAAGGAUUUCAGAGUGAUAAAUCUUGUGGUUCCUCCAGAACAGGUGAUAGAUACUGUGCAACUGUUCCACUUGCCUCGGCAGCGCAUGAUCUCACUCAAGUUCCUAGCCUGGUACUUUCUAGGCGUGUCUAUCCAGUCGGACAUGCACGACUCGAUUGAGGACGCGCGCACCGCGCUGCGCCUUCACCAGAAGUACGAGGAGAUGCGCCGCGACGGCGACGACGUCAGCACCGAGGUGAAGAUACGUGAGAUGUACGAGAAGGGCCGCGCGCUCCAGUGGAAGGCCCUCGACGGUGACCUUGACGGCGGCAUACCCGCCGACAUACUGCAGGACAUGUGAUUGGCCGCGAGGUCAAAGGCUGCUAUUAACCACCUUGAGGGCGGCAAACCCGUGAGGUCGAAGGUCGGU